AUGGGCAAACUCACAUCAACAAUCGGCAUUCCGAUUAAGCUAUUGAACGAAGCGCAAGGACAUGUUGUGACACUCGAGCUCACCUCCGGACAAGUCUACCGUGGCAAGCUUCUCGAAGCUGAGGACAACAUGAACGUCCAACUGAAAGACAUCACAGCGACAGCACGAGAUGGCCGAGUGUCUCAUCUCGACCAGGUCUACAUCCGCGGCAGCCAUGUUCGCUUCAUUAUCGUUCCAGAUAUGCUACGGAAUGCGCCCAUGUUCCGGAGCCGUGGCACCAGAGGUCGUGGUGUUGGUCUCGCAAGAGGCAGAGCAACCGUCAUCAGAGCGAGGGCUGGAAGAAGAGGUUGA
Molecule: messenger RNA, 351 nt
Organism: Cyphellophora europaea CBS 101466
Lineage: Eukaryota; Fungi; Ascomycota; Eurotiomycetes; Chaetothyriales; Cyphellophoraceae
Exons: 3
Coding region: 1-351 (116 amino acids)
Biological process (GO): RNA processing; spliceosomal snRNP assembly
Cellular component (GO): SMN-Sm protein complex; precatalytic spliceosome; commitment complex
Molecular function (GO): RNA binding
Source: RefSeq, a predicted model, not a curated record